UUUCAUUUUUUUUUGUGUGUGUGUGUGAUACUGAUUAUGUUGUUUAUUUUUUUUUUGAUUUUCACGCUCUGUUUUGCAUUGUUAGUUUGAUGUUAGUAAUUUCCAUGUUAAUGUACUCUUAUUAAUAUGAGCCACUUUUGUAAAAGUAGGGAUACCUUUAUAGGUAAAAAUGACAACUUUUAUACAUGAAAAAGGUACCCUUUGUGGGUCACUGAUGUGAAAAAAAAGGGGUUAUAUUUGUGAAAAAAAAAAAACGCUUUUGUAAGUAAAUAGAGUCAAUUUUCGCAAAAUAUUCAAUGUAAAAUAAAAUUAUUGUAAACCGGAAACAUGCAAAAGUUUUUGUAAAAAUUUAGUAACACCAUAUCGAAUCAAAAACACCACCCAAUCUGUCAAUCAUAAUAAUUUCAAAUCGCAACAACUUAAAAGCAUACGCCCCUCCUUCCCAUCGUAUCUAGGCAACAAAAUAGGACAUCAAUAUAUCAAAUUCAAAGUAACUGUCACCUUCUUCUUUAAACAAAGUUUCAGCUGAGUACAACUCAAAUCCUUCAUUGUACUCAUCAAAUUCAAUCCUAGUAUAAGGGUAGUCCACUUUAUAGCUCCAAUUUCUCAUUUCUACUUCCCCAAAUUCUUCCUCCAAAACCCCAGAAAUGCCCUCAUCAAAAGGGCCUAAAAUCUUCCACAAUCGAUCUUCUUCUCCAUUUUCAUUUUCUCGAAAACCAACAGUUCAGAUCUUUUGUUUUUUGAUUGGAAUUAUUGGGUUAAUCUUGGGUUUAAUUGCAAUUUCAAGGUCUCUUUUUAGCCAAAAUUGCACUUCAAUCGAACCCAAAAUAGUUUCUGUUGUUUGGGAAAGAACAGAUGAUAGUAAUGGCGGUAUUUCAGAUGGGGUUGUGAAGAAUAAGAGGCAUAAAGUGAUGGGUUUUGUUGGGAUUUUUACUGGGUUUGGAUCUAUUGGUCGUCGACGGUCUUUGCGCCAGACUUGGUUGCCAUCUGAUCGUGAUGGCCUACAACGACUGGAAGAAGCCACUGGUCUGGCUUUCAGGUUUAUCAUAGGCAAGACAAGUGCCGAGUGGAAAAUGUCAGUGCUUAGAAAGGAGGUUUCCUUACAUGAUGACUUUAUUCUGCUGGAUAUAGUGGAAGAGUACAGUAAGCUCCCCUACAAAACGUUAGCAUUUUUCAAAGCUGCAUAUGCUCUGUAUGAUUCUGAGUUCUAUGUGAAAGCAGAUGAUGACAUAUAUCUGAAGCCAGAUCGCCUUUCGCUCCUCUUGGCAAAAGAGCGGUCUGAUCCUCAAACUUAUUUAGGUUGCAUGAAAAAGGGGCCAGUCUUCACCAGUCCAAAGCUUAAAUGGUAUGAACCCAUGUCCUAUCUUCUCGGCUCAGAGUAUUUUCUCCAUGCCUAUGGUCCAAUUUAUGCACUUUCAGCCAAAGUUGUCAGAAGCUUGGUUGCCUUGAGAAAUGACAGUUUCCGAAUGUUUAGCAAUGAGGAUGUCACGAUUGGAGCAUGGAUGCUUGCGAUGAAUGUAAAUCAUGAGAACAAUCUUGAGUUGUGCGCGCGAGAGUGUACAUCAACAUCCAUUGCUGUUUGGGAUAUACCCAAAUGUUCAGGACUUUGUAAUCCUGAAGCAAGAAUGCUGGAACUGCAUAAGAUGGAAGAAUGUUCAGGUAGCACUACAGCCAGUGAAUAGCAUUAGCUCAAUUCUGCUCAUUUGAAGGUGCUUUUUUGCAAUUACCUGUUAUCUGUAUCCCUAGCAUUCAUGAUACAUAUCCCUCGGCUAUUCAAUUUUUAUUGUUUUCUUUCUUGUUCAUCCUGCAAAUAUUUCCCCACUUAAGUUAAAUUUAGUUUGAUUGGUUACAAGCAGAUGAGGCGGUUACAGUAGCAUAGUUACAUACAUACUGGAGAGAUGUAUAUUUGUUGUGAAUUAGCUAGUUAUUAUGCAUUGAUCUGUGUCAUUAAACUUUCUUCGCCCCACCCCCUACACCCCCAUUAUCUGGGAAAAACUUUAUGCUUGUUAGGUGCAUAAUAGAACAGACUUUCACCUUAGCUCGAGUAUGUCUUGUGUAAGAGACAGUCUAAUAUGUCUAUCAGUAGUAACAUCAUUCAACUUUCUAACCAAAAUUAUACUCCGUUGUUACUUUCAGAUAUAAAGGACAAUUUUAGUACUACGUAAA
Chenopodium quinoa (quinoa) is the source of this 2166-nucleotide messenger RNA. Its product is annotated as probable beta-1,3-galactosyltransferase 14. Bases 648 to 1682 code for a protein of 344 amino acids. Gene Ontology annotation, molecular function: hexosyltransferase activity. The record is from RefSeq and is a predicted model, not a curated record. The transcript has 7 exons. NCBI's taxonomy places the organism in Eukaryota, Viridiplantae, Streptophyta, Magnoliopsida, Caryophyllales, Amaranthaceae. Gene Ontology annotation, cellular component: Golgi membrane.